GCGCUGUCAUGAUUUUAAAUAAAUAUUAUAUUAACAAUAGUAUAUUAUCAAUCGUAUAAACAAGAAGAUAAAAAAUCAUUGUUAUAUGUUUGUGGUACGUGCGAAUUUAGUGAUAAUGUAAUAAAUUCUGCCUUUUCCCUAGAAGUGAUCCAUUAUGAAGUUAAAUUUUAAUAAACAAUAAAAUUUGCUGAGAUAAAAAAAAUGAGAAGAAAAGUGGAAACAGUGUGAAAACUUAAAAGUUUUUAAACGAUGGAACAAAUUAAGAAAGUAGAAUUUUCUCGUGUUCUAAGAAAUAUAAAAUCAAUGAAAUUGAGAAGAGAAGAUGCUUGACACAAUGAAUUAGUUUAACUAAGCGCCUUAAGAAAAGGGAAUUGUCAUUAUUAGUUUAAUUUGUGUAUAAAUGGCUGCCGUAGCAGGAUUAUACGGUCUCGGCCCUGACGACGGACGACAUCAACGACGUCGGGGACAAGAUAAGUGCGGUCAAACGCCUGAUGGUCUCAGCGAGCCUGUCAUUUCUCGCGACAAGAGUGGUGUUAAAAAUAAAUCCACUUUUCGUCGAUCGAUUGAAGACAAACAUAUAACGAGACUUCAAAUUGUCAUUGCUGCAAUAUCUAGUCAAAAUGGAUGA
Clunio marinus is the source of this 628-nucleotide messenger RNA. NCBI's taxonomy places the organism in Eukaryota, Metazoa, Arthropoda, Insecta, Diptera, Chironomidae. The record is from the annotation of a GenBank genome assembly.